CGAUGGUGUGCCGUGUGCCCAAGAUGUGCAGCAAUGAGCAGGAUGAGCAGUGAGUUGCUCCCUGCGAGCAUUAUCAUCUUUUGUCUAUAUUGCGUACUGUCAAGUUCUUUAAAUUGCAAUAAAAAAUAUAUUUGAUUCGGGUAUUUUGUAAUCGUUUCUCGUUAAGUAAGUUAUGAACUGGUUUAUGAUAGCAAGAUACUUGUCAUUUUUAUUGGAACAAGAUUUCUAAUUAAACAAUUUAUCUCACGUUACGAUCGUGCUCGAGUGCUACUCUAUUUAAGUUGCGCAGUAUAAACAUAGUUUCGAAGUAGAUAUAAUUAAACACAAUGAGGUUGACGAUAACCUUGUUUCGAAUGGGCGAAUGGUCGAAGAAAUACGCGAAUUUACCAGAUCGUUAUAUUAAACGCGUGACAGAGAAGAUUUACUGGAAGCCACCACCUGGCAAACCAAAUUACCUUCCACGCACAAUAGAGGCAAACAAGAAGUUGUACUGGUCUAUCCACAGGCCUUGGACUACUUCGUUCCAAGCAGAAAAUUUUAUAGUGAAAAGGAGACAAUCUAUUCCAGUUGAGCCCAUCAAAAAUUGGAGUUUCUUCAGAGGAGAUCGGGUGGAACUAUUAUUUGGUCCAGACAAAGGGAAACAAGGGAUUGUGAAGGAUAUCAUACAAGAAAGAAAUUGGAUUAUUGUACAAGGAUUGAAUACAAAACUAAUAAAACAAGGAAAGACUAAAGAUUUUCCUGGACUUUGUAUGCUCGUAGAACAACCAUUGUUGGUCACUACUCAAGUUUUAUUAGUAGACCCUUUCGACUUGAAGGGAACUCCGAUUGAAUGGAGGUGGACUGAAGACGGUGAACACGUGAGGGUAUCUACUAGAACAAAUAGGAUUAUUCCCAUGCCCGUAUCGAGCGUGGAAACUAUAGAUUAUAAGACUCCUGAUGUAUACGUUGAACAGCCCAAAGACACUACUGCGGACGAUGUCAAAGAAAUAACGUUUCGACCGGAGUUGAAGACAUUCGAAAUGGAUAUCAUGGAGAAGAUGGACAUCAAAGAGGAUCGUGUACCAAAAAAAUAUUAUUGGUAUUAACGUUGUUGAAUGUAUAAUGUUUUUACAAUGUAAUGUAACAUGAUAAUUUACAAGCGGAUUCGUUCGCUGCGUAUAUAAAAUAGGUUUUUUUUCCUUAAA
Ceratina calcarata is the source of this 1184-nucleotide messenger RNA. RefSeq names its product mitochondrial ribosomal protein L24 (gene mRpL24). Gene Ontology annotation, cellular component: ribosome. The record is from RefSeq and is a predicted model, not a curated record. Gene Ontology annotation, molecular function: RNA binding; structural constituent of ribosome. Gene Ontology annotation, biological process: translation. Bases 327 to 1085 code for a protein of 252 amino acids. NCBI's taxonomy places the organism in Eukaryota, Metazoa, Arthropoda, Insecta, Hymenoptera, Apidae. The transcript has 5 exons.